Armigeres subalbatus is the source of this 1796-nucleotide messenger RNA. RefSeq names its product probable cytochrome P450 305a1. Gene Ontology annotation, molecular function: oxidoreductase activity, acting on paired donors, with incorporation or reduction of molecular oxygen, reduced flavin or flavoprotein as one donor, and incorporation of one atom of oxygen; iron ion binding; heme binding. Gene Ontology annotation, biological process: xenobiotic metabolic process. Gene Ontology annotation, cellular component: intracellular membrane-bounded organelle; cytoplasm. The transcript has 3 exons. The coding region runs from base 137 to 1636 and encodes 499 amino acids. The record is from RefSeq and is a predicted model, not a curated record. Lineage: Eukaryota; Metazoa; Arthropoda; Insecta; Diptera; Culicidae.
CACAGUGAGUGACCCAAGCAGUAGACAGUUACGGUUCAAUUGCGAAAGAUCAUAUUUUUGAUAUCUGCAAGGUUAAGUACACAUCGUUAGUUCAAUUGAAGAACGGUUUCGUAUUAAAAAAGUUUCCAAUAUCACCAUGCUCGUAAUACUGUUCACCUGCGUUCUAAUAUUUUCGUUCAUCGGUUGGGUACUGCAGGAGCUUCGUAGGCCACCAAAUUUUCCACCAGGACCACAGUGGCUUCCAUUGAUUGGUAACACGCCGUUUGUACGGAAAUUGGCUCGAUCCAGCGGAGGACAACAUUUGGCAUUCGAAGCCCUCUCGAAGCAGUACAACAGCCCAGUUAUAGGGCUCAAGCUUGGCGGGGAGCUGGUUGUCGUGGCUUUGCAGUAUCCCGCCGUGCUGGAAGCGCACAGCAAUGAAGUGUUCGAUGGUCGACCUGACAAUUUCUUCGUCCGGCUAAGGGCUAUGGGUACCAGGUUGGGUAUGACCUUUACAGACGGGCCGUUUUGGACAGAACACAGAAACUUCAUCGAACGGCAUCUGCGUCAAGCCGGGUAUGGUAAACAAACCAUGCAAAUGCACGUACAAAACGAACUGGUUGAGUUGAUCGAUAUUAUCAAAGACCUGAAAGGAAAACCUAUUUGGCCUGGAAGUAUUUUACCAACCAGUGUAAUCAACGUGCUUUGGACGUUUACAACAGGAUCUAGAAUUCCAAGAGAUGACGAACGUCUCAUCAGGUUGCUAAAAUUACUUCAUGAUAGAUCGAAGGCGUUUGAUAUGUCCGGUGGUAUACUGAGCCAACUUCCAUGGCUUCGUUAUAUAGCCCCAGAUUGGACAGGAUACAAUAUAAUUAAGCGGUUUAAUCGAGAGCUGCGGGAAUUUUUUAUGCCAUCUAUUAGGAAGCAUCAUCAGGAGUAUAGUGACGAUAAAUGUUCGAAUGAUUUGAUCUACGCGUUUAUCAAAGAAAUGGAACAUCGGAAAGAUGAUCCCUGCUCUACAUUCACUGAUCUUCAGCUAAUCAUGAUUAUUCUCGAUAUAUUUAUUGCUGGUUCCCAUACCACUAGCGCCACCGUUGAUAUUGCUUUUAUGAUUUUAUCAAUGAGAGCUGAUAUGCAAAAUAAAAUUCUUUCGGAAAUUGAUAGCAACUUACGUCAUGAUGAAAUAUAUCAGCAAAAAUAUCGAACGCAGCUACCGUACACAGAAGCUUUCCUACUCGAAACAAUGAGAUUACAUCAAAUCGCUCCACUUGGGGGUCCCAGGAGGGCAUUAUCGGACUGCACACUGGGAGGCUAUCGAGUACCGAAAAACACCACAAUCAUGAUGAGCUUACGGACCGUCCAUAUGGAUCAGGAGCAUUGGGGUGACCCGGAAAAUUUCAGACCCGAACGUUUCAUCGGUCCAGAUGGGAAAAUAACCAACACUGAACGGCUGAUUCCAUUUGGCCUGGGAAGGAGACGCUGUCUCGGCGAAUCGCUGGCACGAUCGUGUAUGUUUACGUUCUUUGUAGGAAUCCUUCGGGAAUUCAGGGUGUGUCCAUCGAAGAACAGCGCGGAUGCACCGACACUGAAACUGGUACCCGGAAUCACACUCUCACCGCAACCGUACAAACUGGUGUUUGAACCGAGAUCAAGAUGAAAUAAUUUUUGUUAUAAGAACAGACCAGAAAAAAACUAAAUAAAAACUAAAACGCGAAGGAUGAAAGGCAUGCUGCAAAAAUCUCAUCAAGUUUUAUUCCGUGACAGCGCAUGCAAAUGUACAUCUUGCAUAUUAUCGAAUGUAUACUUAUUUUCGUCAA